Molecule: messenger RNA, 531 nt
Organism: Cololabis saira (Pacific saury)
Lineage: Eukaryota; Metazoa; Chordata; Actinopteri; Beloniformes; Belonidae
Product: tubulin beta chain-like
Exons: 2
Coding region: 1-531 (176 amino acids)
Biological process (GO): microtubule cytoskeleton organization; mitotic cell cycle
Cellular component (GO): cytoplasm; microtubule
Molecular function (GO): structural constituent of cytoskeleton; GTP binding; GTPase activity
Source: RefSeq, a predicted model, not a curated record
AUGUUUGAGACGCCUCCCAGCUCUGACACGCCGGAUUCAUCAGAUCCAGGUGAAAAGUUGAUGGUGGUGGUUGAUUUCAAUCAGAGACACCACCCGCGUCACGGCCGCUACCUGACGGUGGCCGCCAUCUUCCGCGGCCGCAUGUCUAUGAAGGAGGUAGAUGAGCAGAUGCUUAACAUGCAGAACAAGAACAGCAGUUACUUUGUUGAGUGGAUCCCCAACAAUGUCAAGACGGCUGUCUGUGACAUUCCCCCCCGAGGCCUUAAGAUGGCUUCCACCUUCAUUGGCAACAGCACGGCCAUUCAAGAGCUGUUCAAGCGCAUCUCUGAGCAGUUCACGGCCAUGUUCAGGCGCAAAGCUUUCCUCCACUGGUACACCGGGGAGGGGAAGGAUGAGAUGGAGUUUACUGAGGCUGAGAGCAACAUGAAUGACCUGGUGUCAGAAUACCAGCAGUACCAGGACGCCACUGCUGAAGAAGAGGAGGGGUUUGAGGAGUUUGAGGAGGGAGAGGACGAGGAGGACUUGGCCUAA